AUGACAUCCAAUUCUGAGAAAUUGACUAUAUUUGAUCUAUCAACUAGAUCUAUUAGGUCGCCAUCUUUAAGUUUAUCAUCAAAUAAUUCUUCUUUCAAUAUAAAUAAUCAUAAAAAAAGAUUUGAUGAUCGUUCAACUACUAAAACAAGUUUAGCUUUAAAGAAUUAUAGAUCUAAUUCAUAUCAACAAACUUUAGAAAAAAAAUCAUCUACUCAAUCCAAUAAAUUGGAAUUAAUAAGUAUAUACAGCUGGUCUGAUUUAAAAAAAAUAUCAUUUAUCAUAACUUCAUCUGAGUUUAUUUCAAAGUAUGGCCUGGUGCUAUUAGUUAAUACAAAUUCAAUUUUUAUUGCCGUUGGAACAAGUCAUGGACAAAUUCUUAUUUUUAAUUACAAACAGGAAAUUGCAUCUAUACUAUUCCUUCCUGAAGAUGAAGAACAAAACGAAGUUUCCUGUAUGUCUUUUUCAUCAGAUUGCACUUUUUUCAUAGCAGGUUAUAAAGAUGGAACAAUCCGACUAUGGGAUUUAAACAAUGGACCAGUAAUUUUACCAAAUGGCAUAUUACCAUAUUUUACAAUUUAUCCACUAGAGUCUGUAUCAUCAACCAAAAACGGUCAUUUGAUAAAUAAGAAAAUCACAUACGUCAGUUUCAUUCAAUCACAAACUCAUCAAUUUAUAAGUAUAGAUGAAUCUAGUUUAAUUCUUCAUCAUACUGGAGUCAAGAAAUUAAUCAAUACUUAUUUCACAAGUGAACAACUACUAAAAAUUAAUGAUCCAUCGAGGAAUGAAUUACAACUAAAAAUUUUAAAUUAUGGAAUGCUACCUAUGGGUUCUUCAAAUCAAAUUACUGACGGAAUGGGUGUAUUAGCGCUAAUGACUCAGGAUACGCUUACUAUUUUAUCAACAACCUCAUUAAAUGAUCCUUCAAUAACUCGAGUAAUACCGUAUUUUAAAGUUGGGAAAUCCAAAGAGUCUGGUUCAAUAGUUACCUCGACAGCCAUGUCCUGGUUUCCUUGUGUUAAAACACUAGAUGGAAUAAGUAAUGCCAAGUUAGCUUAUAGUUGGAAUAAUGUUUUGGGUAUAUUAGAACUAGAUAAUCAUUUAUUCCCCAACAAUUUGAUCAAAAUCGUUAAUGAUGCAAAAGACAAAGAUAAAGCUAUACCAAAAUUACCCUUUUCCAAAACCUGUAAAUGGGAUACAAAAUCAAAUAUAAUAGAUAUUAAAUGGAUUCAAUCAAAUAUGUUGAGUGUGUUCGUUGGUUCUGAUGAAGAGACUAAAAUGAUUACAUUUUUUUAUGAUAAUAAAUCACUUACGCCGAUAGCAGAGGACUUUUUUACUAGUGAAAUAAAACAAAUAAAUUCAUCAAAACAAUGCUUCAUUAUGUUAAACGAGUCGAAAUUAUCGAUUGGUAGACAAUUGAGUUGGGCAGAUAUUUUGCUUACCAAUAUAUCGCAUUCAAAUUACUCAGAGGCAUUAGAUAUUGCUGAUGAAUUUUAUAAUACAACUUCAAAGGGAAAGCUAGUUGCUGUUGGUUUACCCAUAGAUAAAAAUAAAAGAGCAGCUAUAAUUAGACCCUACUUAAUUGAAAUAAUGAAAGAAGCAUUACCACAUUUAAAUGAUCACUUAACUAAAUACCUUGAUAUUAUAUCAUAUACUGGAUAUACAGAUAUACUAGAAAGUUUAUUAGAGUACAGCAACGACAAUCAAAGAUUCUUUCAGACUUUAGAACCAUUUAUUUUGUCAGAAUUUAUUACCAUUUUACCACCUGUUGUUUUAAAAAGACUUGUUGAAUACUACGCCACUAACGAAAUGGGAGAUUUACUUACUGAAUUAUUAUGUACAUUAGAUAUAAAGAGUCUAGACAUUGAUGUUACCAUUCAACUAUGUAAAAAGUACAAUUUAAGAGAAUGUUUAAUAUUUAUAUGGAAUUCAUUAUUAAAUGAUUAUGAAACACCUUUACUAGAUUUUCUAAAUGAUUUUCAAAAUUCAACUUUCUUACAAUCUGAAGAACAUUUGAAAGCUUAUGAUUAUAUUUCUUUUAUACUUACAGGUAGGCAAUAUCCAACAGAAAGGUAUAUAAGUAAUGGAGAAUUUGAUGCUAUUAAAAGUCUUUGUGAUAUUCUAUUUUCAAGUGGGUCAGUCACAAGAAAUGGUCAAAUAGUUCAUGCAUUAGAUGAUAAUACUAUAUUUCCCUAUUUGUACACAUUUUUGCAAAUUGAUUCAUUCCUAACAUUAUCAGCAUUAAAUGAAUUUUUUGAAUCAUCAUUUUUAAACGAUCAACCAAAGUAUAAUAGACAAUUUUUGAUAGAAGCCUUAUUGGAUUUAUAUAAUGCUAAUGAAUCGAAGUUAAACAAUUUUGAUAAAUGUCAAUUAUCAAUAUUCAUAGCAAGGAAUUAUCCCAAAUAUUCACAAUUUAUAAGAUUAUCAGAAUCAACAUUAGAUUCAAUUAUAGACAAUUUAUGUUCAAACUCAAAUAACGAGAUUUUUCAAGAUUGUGAAUUAGCUUUACAAAGUUUAUUACAAAAAUAUUUACCAGAUGAUGAAAAUUUUAUUGAUAAAUUAAAAUUAGCUGGAUUUUAUAAUGUUUUAGUUGAUUUUUAUAAUUCCGAAGGGAAAUAUUCAAUGGCUUUAGAAAUGUGGUUACAAAAAGAUGAAAAUGAAGAAGAUGAUUAUGUUUCACAUUUAAUGAAUUUAAUUGAUCAAUCAUUUGCUAAAAAUCAAGAUGCAAAAGAAAAAAUUAAAGUUGUUAAAGUAUUAAGGAAUAAGUUUUCAAGUUUUUUGAAAUCAGAUACUGAUUUAUUUUAUAAACUUAUUGAUAAAUAUGCAUCUCAACUACAUUCUGAGGUUUUAUUUGUACAAGAUGAUUUAUUGAAAUUUAAUUAUUUACAAAAGCUAUUUCAAGAAAGCAAAUUGAUUAAGCUAGAUAAUUUUUUAUUUGAAUAUUUGAGAUUAUUAAUAAAAUUUAAUAGAAGUAAAGUGCUUGAGUUUACAGAAUAUUGGAAGUCUACAUUAAUCAAGCUGGAUUAUGAUCAAGUGAUAGACCUUUUGAGAAACAAUCAAGUUAUCGAUGGUCAAGCAUGUUUAUUUGCAUAUUCUAAAGAAUACAGUAAAGCAAUUGAUACAAUAAUUGAUAAUAUUCAACAAAUUUUGGAUCAAAUUACUGAAUCCAAUCAAGAAAAUUUCAUCCACUUAAUAAAUUAUGCUAUGACAAUUAUAGAAACGCCAGAAACUUAUGAUAUAUCAAUUGAUGAAGAAGAAAUGUCAUUAAAUGAAAAAUUAUGGUUAAAUUUAUUAAAUUCAUUAGUUAAUUUAGCUAAUAUCACCACCGAUGAAAAUACUCACAAUUUCAUAAACAGAUGUAUUCAUGAUUGUUUUAAAAAAAUAAGUGAUUAUAAAUUAAACUCACCAAAAGGUGAACAAUCAUUUUUAAAAAUUUUUACAAUUUUUUUACAAACUUAUUCAAAUGAUCAAAAACAAAUUGCAACAUUAUCAAACAUUAAAGGGAUAUUACAAGAAGUAUUUAUAUCUUAUUCUUAUGAAAGUGAAAUGUUAAAAAUUUCAUUAAAAAUGCUUAAUGAUGAUUUUUACAAGAAUAUGUUACUAAUAAAAGAUAAUCAUCAAAGAGGUUGGAUAAUAAAUGGUACUUCUUGUUAUUCUUGUGGUCAAUUAAUUUGUGGAUCAAAAUUAUCUGAAGAAAUUAUUGAUCAACAUCAAUUAGCUUUAGAGAAUAAAGAAUAUAAAAGAAUUAUUUUACAAUCAACUAAUGAAGUAGAUGAAAAAUUUCAUUAUUUAGAUUUAAUAUUUUUUGGAUGUGGUCAUUCAUAUCAUUCAAUUUGUCUUGAAAAAUUAAAUAGUCCAAAAACUUGUAUACUUUGUAAAUAA
Molecule: messenger RNA, 3879 nt
Organism: Lodderomyces jiufengensis
Lineage: Eukaryota; Fungi; Ascomycota; Pichiomycetes; Serinales; Debaryomycetaceae
Gene: VPS8
Product: CORVET complex membrane-binding subunit
Exons: 1
Coding region: 1-3879 (1292 amino acids)
Biological process (GO): protein targeting to vacuole; endosomal vesicle fusion
Cellular component (GO): HOPS complex; late endosome
Molecular function (GO): protein binding
Source: RefSeq, a predicted model, not a curated record